ACUCAGCCAGCGUGGGGUCAGACCAAUCACAGGGCUCGAUGUACAACUUGUCUUUGUCGCCCUGUAGAGCAAUUAUACAACAACAAAGCUAUCGGGGUAGGAAGAAGAUGUUAUGUUACCUCUCACAUAUCAGGUGCUGUAGUUUUUUAUGACAUGAUGCGCUGCUAGUCGUCUAGUUCAGUCGUUUGGACGAGAACUCGCACACGGACUCAUCGUUUUUAUUUUAUCGACUUCUCCACAUUGUGAUAUGGAAACAGACACGGUGAUUCCUAUCUGGCAGAACAAGCCCCAUGGUUCCACACGCAGUGUGGUACGGAGAAUCGGAUCAACCCUGCCUUUGAAGCCCAGCCCAAGAGCCUGUUUCCAGGCUCUCCCGGGGUUGCCCCCUCAGCACCUCACAGGGCCCAUGGUGCCAACGCUGGCGGACAUUGCUUGGAUCGCUGCUGAUGAAGAGGAGACGUACGCCCGAGUCAGGAGUGACUCGCGCCCUUUCAGGCAGGAGUGGAAGCCAACACCCCUGCUGGUUCUCCAUAGAAACUCCUCUGUGCCCAACUUCAGGAGGGAAGGGAAGAAGAUGGAAGGCUUGAAGAAGCCAGGUCAGACUGCACUGAACAGAACCACAGCCCUACAGGACGAGCUCAGUCGACUGCGUGCUCAGAUCGCCAAGAUAGUGGUGGCAGAUUCAGCCCCUGUGACGCCGGACCUCCUGUCCCCAGAUGACACCAGCCUGAGUUUUUCGAUGGCCCCCUUCGAGUCCUUCCAGCAGGGGGGCUCGUUCGUGAUCAGCGACCUCUCUGAGGCAGUGCCUGACCUGGAGUCCGACCCCCCUGCCCUCUCCAUGACCGCCUCGGCCACCUUUGAGCUGCAGCGACCCGGCAUGAACUGCGAGGAGCAGGAGGAGGACACAGUGUCCCUGUCCAAGUCCACCAGCUUCGCUGACGUCAUGGACAUCCUCAAGGACAUGAAACGGAUGAAGAUGAGCAAGGACCGCAGGUUCUCUCGUGGCUGCACCUCCCUUCCAAUCGAGGACUCGGCCUCCCUCAUCUCGGAGGUUUUGAAGAAGAAGUUCACCCUGAAGGACGAGGAUUUCAGCCUUCAGGAAUAGAUUUACCUGUAACAGUAACCAUACCAGACACACAAGACAGUGCUAUGCCAUCAACAGGAAGCCAUACAAACCAACAUCAGCUGGGUUUCAUUGAAACGACCAGAGAGAGAGGUAGCUCAUUUCUGUGCCAUCCAAACCCAAUUCGUUACCGAUUCAACACUCAGAUGGACAAUGUGUUUUUUUUUUGUUUUUUUUUUAAAAUUAAUUUUAUUAAGAAAAAGUCGUAUCUGAACUGUUUCCAAUUUGGUUGUGCUGAGCAUGCAGGGGUUGAUACAAUAGGGAGGUGACACAGAUUUUCCCCUGCCCGGUGGCUUUUGAGACUGAGCUGAGAUUUGAAACCAAGUGCUCUGGUCUCCUAGUGGGUAGCUAAAACUGUGCCAUAGAUAGAAUUAUUAUUUUCAUUUAAUUUCAGUCCCACUUGUACCUAGUUUUACUGCUGGAGGUGGGAUUGGGUCUGUUGAAAGCAUGUAGAUCAGUGGCAUGAGAUGUGGUUUGGGUACCAUAAUCUGCUUAAUCUCUAGUACUGAGCAAAAGUGCACGCUAUCUUCCCCCAGUCGCAAUUAAAUCAUUGACUGCUAGAUGGCACUGUUGUACAGCAAACCACUCUGAUACACUAAAUUAUAUUGCCAGUAAUGCAGGGCUGGAAAGCCAAGACUAGUCUUGUGCUAAUAGCUAGUGUGAGCACAAUGUAAAAAUUGCAUUUGAUAUGCUGUAUCUGUGAGUGUUAGAGGACUUGCAUCCACCUUUGCAUUGAAACCGCAACAAUAAAUGAAACAGGUUAAUUUAAGAGAUCAGUUUAUUUUGGACCAUGCUCUAGCUUUUUACUCAAGUGUGCACCCAAACUGGCAAUGUUUUAAAACUAGAACGAAACAUGACGACUCCUCAAAAUGUAAUAUAUCUUUAUCCAUCUUCUGGUUUUUGUGCUGGUGUGUUUUUUCCUUUUGUAGAAAGUGAAGAUAUUUGCACCCUGGAGUAAAAUGAAUAAACAGGGCCCUUGUGUUUUAUAACCCCUAACUAUGGAGAAAUUGAGUCUGAUUUUUGUGGCUCAAUUCCUCUAAAAAAUAAGAGGGUUUCAGUCUCUGUGAGCUCCAUCCAGGUUGUUUAGACAAGUAGGUGUGGGUUUCUGACGACAGACGAGGGCGUUGUGACAGCAAGUCCUUUACUUCGGUGAAUGAUUUUGUUUCUUUUGCAUGAAAUAAAAAUCAGAAUAUUUAUUGUGCCCCACCAAAACGGUGUGGCUUCAUUUAGAGAGAAUGUGACCAACAAAUAUUACCCUUGAUUCGUCUCCCCAAAGCAAGAUCACACCUUUUGAAAGACGAGAGACUUGAGUCUUGAUCAGGUAUCCUGGUGGAUUUGUGUAUGACUCCAGUCCUGCCCCCCCCCCCCCCCCGGCAAGUAUUGGUAUACCAUGUACAUUUUCAUAAUAUUUUAAUAUCCCUUUUUGCUUUGUUAUAUUGUGAGCAAGCGCCGUUCUCUAAAAUUCCCACCCCAAGCCAAUUCUAUGUGAAAUUUAAUAAAGGUCAAUUUUUUUCACCAGAUUCGUUCUUUAACUUAUGUAAUAAAAAUAAAAUAAAAGUAUAUAACGCAACUGGUUUGAACCUAAAACAAACUACAAAGACCUGACAGAGUGGAGUUUUUAGUGGAUGGUUGAUUCAUUUGGGAAAAUGGUUUAGGAGGCUGAGCACAGUCAUUGAAUCGUUUGGGGAAAAGUCUUUUUAGUGUUCAUAGUGGACAGGAUCCUACAUUACAAAACUACCAUCACAGUUUGUACUACCUGUCACUGUUGCAAGGCAGGUAUUUCAGAGAGACCCAGGAUUGGUUGGAUAGGGAGACUGAACUAUGUGUUCAGGGCAAGGCGUGCAUGUUCAUGAGAAACCCCACUCCCAAGAGGAAGGCAGCAAGCACACAUACCAGCAUGUAGUGGAGAAAGGGGUUAUUUCAAUGAAACAAUCUGUAGAUAUUAAUCAUUGAUAAUUAUUUAAAGGGUUGACCUAGAACUUCAUUGAAAAUAAUGUGUGACAUAUUGUAUAUGUAAUAUACUUCAUGUAAUGUGUAUAUUUCAUGUUGGCGAUAUUUGAUCGCCACACCUACUGUAGGUUUUAUUAUGGAUAUGACAAAAGAGACGCACUGAAAUGUUCCAUGGAUCACUAAUUUCCAAGUAAUUGGUUUUACUGUGGUUUAUCAAGAAGUUAGGCAAUAAAACAUACUGCAGGGUAUGGGGUGGAGUUGGUGUGACACAGACCUGCAUUGAAAGAGUCAGCCCCCCUCGCCCCCUUUUGUCUUAGUCCCUGCAGAGGGAGCGUGUUCCCUUUGUUCAGCCCCUGUGUCCCUGAAGAAGUCGGGUCUUGCUUCAGUACCUCUGCCGCUCUCACUGUUGAUUGCAGUGUGGAGCUCAGUGUGCCGGGGGACAGUAUUCCUAUGGCGGAGGCAGUCAAGGCGUUUUAUAUGGCUGCUGUUGGUCUGUGUAAUGUGUGUUUGAACUCUGAACAUGUAAAGAUUCUGCUAUGUAAAGUUAAGCACUAAGUUAAUAAUAAAAAGUUGCAUUUUAAUUAAAGUGCCUGACUCCCUUUUUAAAUAAAUAAAUCAAUCUA
Messenger RNA from Acipenser ruthenus (sterlet), 3696 nucleotides. RefSeq names its product mitochondrial fission regulator 1-like. The record is from RefSeq and is a predicted model, not a curated record. Gene Ontology annotation, cellular component: mitochondrion. Bases 248 to 1105 code for a protein of 285 amino acids. The transcript has 7 exons. Gene Ontology annotation, biological process: aerobic respiration; mitochondrial fission. NCBI's taxonomy places the organism in Eukaryota, Metazoa, Chordata, Actinopteri, Acipenseriformes, Acipenseridae.